Drosophila novamexicana is the source of this 3136-nucleotide messenger RNA. RefSeq names its product PDF receptor (gene Pdfr). Bases 109 to 1980 code for a protein of 623 amino acids. The transcript is spliced from 8 exons. NCBI's taxonomy places the organism in Eukaryota, Metazoa, Arthropoda, Insecta, Diptera, Drosophilidae. Gene Ontology annotation, biological process: cell surface receptor signaling pathway; adenylate cyclase-modulating G protein-coupled receptor signaling pathway. Gene Ontology annotation, cellular component: plasma membrane. The record is from RefSeq and is a predicted model, not a curated record. Gene Ontology annotation, molecular function: G protein-coupled peptide receptor activity.
AGGAUAAAUGAUGCAGCUGCCUGGCAUUUACGAGACUGGCAGCAUACAACCCACCAUCACAACCAGCAUCAAGACGCGCUCUUAAGGCGGCCACCAGACGCCAGGCUCAUGCCGACAGCGGCACCUUCAAGCAACCGAACAGUCAGCACGCACCACAGCACCACAAUGACAUCGACAUCGACAACAUAUGGCACCACAUCGACGACACAAGCAGCGCUGACAGGCUUUGAGCCAAUGGCCGUGACAGCUGCCGGCAUGGAUGUGGCCAUGGCCGGAACGGAGCCUGUAUCCAGCACCAGCAUCCCAACAUUCUGGAACUCAUCAAUUAACAGCGCAUCGGCCAACAGCUAUGACAACUGCUCGGCCUUGUUUGCCAACUACACCCAACCGACGACAGUCAUCUAUUGCAACUGGACUUGGGACUCGCUCCUGUGCUGGCCACCAACUCCGGCCGGCGCCACCGCCCACAUGCAUUGCCCCGCCGGCUAUCAUGGCGUCGAUACGCGCAAGUUUGCCAAUCGGAAGUGCGAGCUAGAUGGUCAUUGGGCUGGGCGACCCAAUUCGACUGAACAAAAGCCCACCGGCUGGACCGACUAUGGACCCUGCUACAAGCCGGAGGUGAUACGUCUGAUGCAGGAAAUCAAGGAUGUGAACCUCUACAUGGACAUAGCGCAACGUACACGCACCCUGGAAAUCAUUGGACUCUGCCUGUCCCUGUUCGCCCUGAUCAUAUCCCUGAUGAUAUUUUGCGCCUUUCGUUCGCUGCGCAACAAUCGCACCAAAAUACACAAGAAUCUGUUUGUCGCCAUGGUCUUGCAGGUGAUUGUCCGACUGACCCUCUACCUAGAUCAGUUUCGGCGUGGCAAGCCGGACUCGGCCAACAACACAAGUCUGUCGGUUAUCGAGAAUACGCCCUACCUAUGCGAGGCAUCCUAUGUGCUGCUGGAAUACGCACGCACCGCCAUGUUCAUGUGGAUGUUCAUCGAGGGUCUCUACUUGCAUAAUAUGAUCACUGUCGCGGUAUUCCAGGGUAACUUUCCGCUCCUGUUCUUCUCGCUGCUCGGCUGGGGCAUGCCCGUGCUGAUGACCUUCGUCUGGGUGCAGUGCACGGCAAUCUUUAUGGACACCUCGCUGGGCGAUUGCCUCUGGAAUUACAAUUUGACGCCCUACUACUGGAUACUGGAGGGGCCACGUCUAACGGUUAUCAUGCUGAACUUCAUCUUCCUGGUGAACAUCAUCCGGGUGCUGGUCAUGAAGCUGCGCCAGAGCCAGGCCAGCGAAAUCGAGCAGACGCGCAAGGCGGUGCGGGCGGCAAUCGUUCUGCUGCCAUUGUUGGGCAUUACAAAUCUGUUGCAUCUGGUGCCGGCUCUGAAGACCGCCUGGAAAUUCGCCAUCUGGAGCUAUGUGACCCACUUUCUGACAUCCUUUCAGGGCUUCUUCAUAGCGCUCAUCUAUUGUUUCCUCAACGGCGAGGUGCGCGCUGUCAUGCUGAAGAGCAUCGCCGUCUGGCUGUCCGUGCGUGGCCAUCCGGAAUGGGCGCCCAAGCGCCCCUCCAUGUAUUCGGGCGCCUACAAUACCGCACCUGACACCGAUCCACAGCUGAAACCAGGCGACCCACAACAAUCCGGCAAGCGUCUAUCGCAGUCCACGAAGCGUUUGAAUUCCCGCAAGGCCAGCAGCGUGACCAUUGUCAUUAGCACCGAGCCGCAGAUCCACAGAUAUAUCCCAAGGCGCAACAACAACAACCGGGCCUCCACGGACAGUGCACGUGUCCGCGGCAUAUUGAAGGCCACGGAGGAGCCGGCCAGCGGCUCGGCCGUGGGCCAGCGUAUACGGAGCACGGAUGAUGGAGCAUCGACAACUGGACGCAACAGCAACUGGAUGUUCGGACUGUGCUUUCGCGGCCAAAAGGUACUGAGAGUACCGCCAGCGUCAUCCGUACCACCCGAGUCAGUUGUAUUUGAGUUGUCAGAGCAGUAGGCCAAUUUAGUUAUAGCCAAAUUGACGUAGUCCGUAUUCGUACUCGUACUCUCCCCCGUAGUUCCUUAGUUCUAUUAGAGCUUUAGAGCGCCUAGUGAUACACACCAGCUGUAGUCUUAAUUUUCCAACUACAACUUUGCCCACUUGCACAACACAGCCCCAAUCCACACAAUUGUAGCUUUUUAGCCCUACUGUACUGGAGCUGGGCGCAUGUCGUGUUCUUUCUCUGAUGCUGACACGAGCACGCAACACGCACUCGCACUUUGAAUAUCAAUUUUGGCACGAAAUCAAGACCGAACUCGCGACAACACGACCUAAAUCGUUUAAGCACGAGCAGCAAAAGUCGUGCCUAAGGUGUCACACGCGUGCGUAAAUUUAUAUCAUACACGAACUCGUGUUUGAAUAUCAGUUUUGGCACGAAAUCAAGACCGAACUCGCGACAACACGAUCUAAAUUAUUAAAGCACGAGCAGCACGUUAUCAAAGGUCGUGCCUAUCGUGUCCAGCGCGUGCUCAAAUUUAAAUCAUAUAAUCAGAACAGUUCAUAUCUAUUAAAUUUCCUUUAUAUACGACAAAUUCGUGUCUCGUAUUGUAAAAUCGUGUUUCCCGUGCCGUGCUCGUGUCUAGCCUCGGCAAAGCUGCAACACGCGCCCAUCUCUAUGCCAUACACUAGCCUCUAAGCUGGGCAAAAACACACGCUUGUUACGGAUUCGUUUAUUGUUUAUUGUUUUUUGCUGCUGCUGCUGCUGCUGCUUACGUAGUGUUAAAACCGUUCUAGCGACAGUUCACUGUAAACGAUAUUAUGUAUUUAGAGCACACAUUUGUAUGCCUUAUAUUUGAAACACCAAUCUACAUCGCCAAUUGUGACCCCAAAUAACUUCCCGUACAUCAUGCCAACAUAUUAUCAGACCCUAGUCAGUCUCUAAGAAUCCGCAAAACAAUAGAUUUUAGCAUGGUUUUCACAUAUUUCUUAUUUCAGCAAGACCUAUGCCUGGGUACUAUGGCAGCAUGUCAAUUAAAACAAUUUUCGUAAAUACUUGAUUUCAACAAAACAAAAACAAAAAAUGAAACAAAAAACAAAAAAAUACUAGAUAUAUUUUCAGUGUGACCGAAUAUAAAAACCGAAUUAUCAAAAAAUAACAUUUUUAUUAUUUUAU